GGGAGGUUGCUAACGGCCGGCUAACAAGCCGGGCCGAGCCCGGCGUUAACUAAUACUACUACUACUACUACUUGCGGGCAGUUCUUUAGAGCAGCCUUUGAUGAAAGAUAUAUGUUCCAGGAAGCCAUUACAUCAACAAUCACCAUACCAGAAGAUGCCAAAACAUUUGGGUUUCUGGCCUUUUUUGCCUACACUGGAGCCUUGUUAUCAUACACAAACACCGGAGAGCAUGCGGAAAUGAUGGACAGGGAGCUUGUCGAGCGCUUGCAAGCUACAUACACCCAAGGUAUCAUACACAAAGAGCCGACAACCUCGACAGGGCUAGAUCCGACACUGGAAAGCAUUGUGCUGCUAUCCGAUGUCUACUACAUGGCCGACAAAUAUUGCGUGGCAGGCCUUCAGACUCUUUGUGCCAACGAGGCUGUGGUGCUCGCUCAGGAUCUCGCAUCCAAGUCGCUGGACUGGCUGCCGGCCGGUUCGCUCAACCUCGAAGCCCUGGGCUCGUGGAUAAAAGGGGUUUACGCCAAGACGACACGCUUCGACCUGGCGCUCAAGGAAUCGGUCUGCAUCUACGUCCACCGGGCCUCGGACCGCGCCAGGCAGGAGCGCUUUUACUUUCACCUGGAACCCUUCUUCUCCAGGAUCCUGGCCGAGAACCGGGACCUGAGCGACAGCGUUGGUGAGCGCGCCCAGCCGCCGCCGCCGACCUGUCCGGGCUGCCUCUCGCCCGAGGGGUGCGAUCUGAGGCUCUUUGCCAAACCCUGGUACAUUGGGUGGAUUUGCGAGUGCGACAUUUGCGGCAGCAAACACGAUCACUGCCUCCAAGCGACCGAGUUCGAAUGGCAGCCGGGCCAGUGGCCUAUGCACGAGAGGUGGCGGAUGCUGUGGAACGAAAUCGUUGCAAAUUCCAACGGCGUCAACGAGUUUGAAAGGAUGCAGCGGGCUUUGACCCUGUACCGUGUUUGACCUUUUGGCUGGGCCACGCCUGGUAUUAUUUGCAAAGGGUCUGGCAAAUACCUGGACUUUCCGGAUAAUGGAUAAUGAAUAACAAAUAAUGGAUAAUGGAACGUGCUAUUGUAGCUUCUAUAGCGAAUCCAGACACUAUAACUUUAUC
Messenger RNA from Pyricularia oryzae 70-15, 1114 nucleotides. RefSeq lists its product as uncharacterized. The coding region runs from base 112 to 966 and encodes 284 amino acids. NCBI's taxonomy places the organism in Eukaryota, Fungi, Ascomycota, Sordariomycetes, Magnaporthales, Pyriculariaceae. The record is from RefSeq and is a predicted model, not a curated record. The transcript has 3 exons.